GUCGUUGUGAUGGACGCAGAUCAUGGGCAAAAACAGCAAAAAGGCAAUGGCGACUAUCCAUUGGACGGUCAAUGAGCUCACCGUGAAAAAUUUCGGAAAAAUGUGAUCUACACGUCGCGAUCGACGAGCGUAAAUUCGAGGUGUGGCCUGAAGGCGGAGGAAUAUUGUUGCCUGCAAAGGUAGAAAUGGCAUCCAAUAAGAACAGGCAAUGGCUGGUAGACAGGCGGACCUGUCUUCGAUUUGAUUAGGUAUGUAUGCUGGUCGUUGACAGGUCAAGUAAAAAAGUACGACAGCAGGCAGGAAGGAGUAAAUGAGCGAGCGCACUUGAGUAAUGAGCGAGACUCGGCAUUAUCCUAUUCGCUCGGUCUCCGAUUUAUACGCAGCCGAGGAAAUAGAAGUGCUUCUCCUAGAAGAAAUACGCGACUUAGAACCACCACCUGCAAUAUAUUCUAGACCCGAGGAUAUUCAGGACUUCGAGAUUGCAGGCAGUAGGACAGGGGGGCGAAUCAGCUCCCAAUCAUCGGAGCUGGAUUCGCCAGGAGUCCAUUCAACAGUUCACUCUUGGGAUUCACAUGCUAACUAUCAUGGUCACUAUGGUGAUAGUGAUCACAGGCCUGGUUCUUCAUCCAAUGCUCUGGCUUGGUCUCGCGCAAGCCAUGUGGUUAUUUAUUGUGAUAUACAAGGACAUCUUAAAACAGCUACAGGUGUUGUUAGACUCUUAUUACUUAUAUCCUCUGCAGCUUGUUUGGCCACUUUAUGCAGUUCUGGCACUGCUAAGAUCAGUCUUUUUAUGCUGCCUUUAGCAGAUCGUUUACGAUUCAUGAUCUUUGUAGCUGUUUUCUGUUUUUUGGUCACCGCAGCUCUUCUCUUCCUUGAUAUUUCACAUGUUAUUUACAUCCUUCCUUUAAAUUGGGCUAAGCUGAAUACUAUAGUAUUCACUGGCAUAGGUUUCUCAUAUGCAGCAAGUAGCGCUUUACUAGCUUGUACAGUAUGGGAAUACCAUAGUGGAGGCUGGGUACCAAGACGCACACGUUCCCAACUAACUGCUGCAGCAGUAGUAGGACUUUCAUGCGCUCUUUUAGCAUUUUUACUUUCAUGGAUACAUUGUCGGAAUGGAUCAAGUUGUAAGGGUCAAGAUUCUCGUAGUCAUACACCAACACAACUCUACAAACCUGUUGAUAAUUCUUCCUCCUCCGGGGUCACUUUGAAGGAACGUAGUCCUAAAAGACCUGCCUCAUGGACCGUGAAAAAUCAACAAUCGAAGAAGCGCAACACGGACAGUGACACGAACACGAGUAACGGCGGCCAUCGCGGUAAUCAUGAAAGACUUAAACAAGGCGUCAACAAAAAGGACCAUUGGGCUUCAGCCAAGCAACACAUUUUAGAAACACAUACGAAUAACGAGGAUACUCAUCGGGAAGAUACUCAACGUGAAGAUACCGAGAUUGAAAGGAGACGGAGAAGACGAAGGAAAGAAGGUGAAAGUAGUUCGAUCGGUGGCGGAAACAUACCAAGUAGCAGUAAAGUUGACGCUAGCCGUGUUAUCGCGGAGGAGGCUAAGACUAGACAAGUGCCGCGAAAGUUACCUCUACAAUCUACAAUGGAGCAACCUCGUUCGUGGUCUGAAGCCGAACGUAGAAAUAGUGGCACGCAAGUUAGAAGUAAAACUAAGCAAAUGCCAGUGAAUAAUGACGCACAGAAUUGUUGUGACACAAACGAGACUAGAUCGAUUAAUCAAGUGACUCGAAACGGCCUCCGAAACUGGGAGGCAGAAUGUACAUCUAACAGCGGCAGAGAAGAAGCUACUGACGCGAAUGUUAUUAUUCGUAACGCCAUGUGGUCCGAACAGUGGCGCCCACCACCAGAUGAUGUUCAACCUUGCUCUAGCAAAACUAUCGAUCCUUAUAGCUUUGCCUGAUCGUCUUGUGAAAUACGAAGCACACACACUUUAGGAUGAAAUCAUCGUGUCCAAAGAUUUAAGAUCCUGUAUAAAAUCAUUGCUGCCUUGUACAUUUUGCUGCCAAGAGGAUAAAUUUUCUUUAGUUCGGGUCUCGAUGUUUUGCAUGAAACAAAACCAGACUGCCCAACUUUGAUAAGCAAAUAAUGCUACUUCAUUCCAGUCAUGUACCAAAUAAUAAAUUUAAGUAAGUUUUAAUGGGAUUUUAAGUAUAAGACUAUUAUAGAGCACGUAACACCGAUAUAUAUAUUUGGAAUAAUAAUCAUUUUUUUAUUAUUAUUUGAUGCCAACAUGUUUUGAACUCCAUGCAUACUUGAAAAAAUGUUUAGUAUGUAUAUGUGUAUAUGUAUAUAUGUGUACACACACACACACACACAUAUAUAUAUAUAUAUAUAUAUAUAUAUAUAU
Cataglyphis hispanica is the source of this 2365-nucleotide messenger RNA. RefSeq lists its product as uncharacterized. The transcript is spliced from 7 exons. Lineage: Eukaryota; Metazoa; Arthropoda; Insecta; Hymenoptera; Formicidae. The coding region runs from base 332 to 1918 and encodes 528 amino acids. The record is from RefSeq and is a predicted model, not a curated record.